CCUUGGUGCUGUAUAGGGUAUAGCUCCCUUGUGUCCCCUUCACUCCUACGCUCCCACCUGGAAGCGCGGGUGGGAGAGAGCAAAGUUGGUGUGUUCGAUGAAGGUCGGAUAUGAAGACCGGUGAAGUCUCCUUUGCUAUAAGUCGUAGCCAUGUCCCCGCCCACCUUGAACACACAAAGCACACUCUCCGCAUGACCAUACGCACAAAUUCCUGUCUCCUCGGCUUGUGUGCAUCGUUACAGGACCAUGUUCCAUCUUGGCGUUUUUUGCAUCAUGUGCGAUUGGGUCUUUUGGCGCGUGCCUUGCCUAGACUGUCACUCCUCAGCUUCUACCCAGCUACGACUAUAUCAUUCCGAGCUCCUACUGAAAAUCAAGAAGGAAAGCCGGGCCUGAACUAUGGCAAGCAACAUUACAGAAUGUGCUAUUCUUCCUGGAGGACAUAACUUGGCAGCCAUCCCACCUCUCCUUCCAUCCCCUUCCCUCAUUCAAAAUCCAAGGCACCUAAUCAACGUGCAGGUUCCAAAUAGAUAUGAUGGGGGAACGCAGGGUUGCUUCCCGGUGCAAUGCCUCAAGCCGGCGGGAGAUAAUGCAUCCGAUCCCCCCUUUUGAGAUAGAGCGAUUCCCCCCUUCUCUCUCUCUCUCUCUCCCUACCAUGCAUGGUUCAAGCUUGCAACUCUAGGUACACUUGUCACGGCUUGCUGGCAGGGCCGUACGUCAAUCUAUAAUCCACAACACUACCUAGACUAGUA
Messenger RNA from Neurospora crassa OR74A, 749 nucleotides. RefSeq lists its product as hypothetical. NCBI's taxonomy places the organism in Eukaryota, Fungi, Ascomycota, Sordariomycetes, Sordariales, Sordariaceae. The record is from RefSeq and is a predicted model, not a curated record. The transcript has 2 exons. Bases 111 to 443 code for a protein of 110 amino acids.